This is a messenger RNA of Marchantia polymorpha subsp. ruderalis, 5445 nucleotides long. The record is from the annotation of a GenBank genome assembly. Lineage: Eukaryota; Viridiplantae; Streptophyta; Marchantiopsida; Marchantiales; Marchantiaceae.
AUCCAGCUCAUACACAACUCAGAGAACUUCCCAUGUGCACUAUCAUGCAUUCCUUGAAGUUCUGCGUACACAUCGCACAUCUUGGCGUGUUUGGGAUUUUAGAUUGACUUGCAGCAGAGCUGUCAGUUGUUCGGUCACAUAAAACGCUUCCCUCCCUUCGAGUUCUCUGAACGCAAACUCGAACGGAGGUGCGCAAAUUCGAGUUUGCGUUCCGAGAGGCGCUGAGUCCCGUUUGUCACACGAUUGCACGAAGUUUCAUGCCCAGCAAAUAUUUGCUCACGAGUUGUGACACUCACACGUGAAGAUCAGUUUUCCUCGAGAGAGCCUUGCGGAUCUAGGAGAGGGACUCCUGUCGGCAAGAUUGCACGAAGUCUCAUGCCUAGCUAGCACUUGCACAUGAGUUGUGACACUGCGACGAGAAGAUCAGUUUUCCUCAAGAGAGCGUUGCGGAUCAAGGAGGGUCUCCUGUCGGCAAGAUUGCACGAAGUCUCAUGCCCAGCUAGCACUUGCACACGAGUUGUGACACUGCGACGAGAAGAUCUGUUUUCCUCAAGAGAGCGUUGCGGAUCAAGGAGGGUCUCCUGUCGGCAAGAUUGCACGAAGUCUCAUGCCCAGCUAGCACUUGCACACGAGUUGUGACACUGCGACGAGAAGAUCUGUUUUCCUCAAGAGAGCGUUGCGGAUCAAGGAGGGCCUCCUGUCGGCAAGAUUGCAAGAAGUCUCAUGCCCAGCUAGCACUUGCACACGAGUUGUGACACUGCGACGAGAAGAUCAGUUUUCCUCAAGAGAGCCUUGCGGAUCCAGAGGGCCUCCUGUCGGCAAGGUUACAUUUUUCCCCUGCAUGCGAAGCAGCAAACGCUUCUUUUUCUGCCAGAGUGGAGGAGAACAUGGAAGGUGCAGGGGCGUCCAUCGUCAGUGACGCUGCUCAAGUCGCUACAGGAGAAAUGGACUCUGCAGAGGAGGAACCGGAGGAAAGCUCCGGUUCCUCUUCGGAGGAAAGCUCCGGUUUCUCUUCGGAGGAAAGCUCCGAAGAAGUCGAGGACUUCAUAAGGCGGCUGGAAGGAAAAGGCAAGCCUAUAACACAAUUGAAGUAUGGAUCGUUCUGGACGAGAUUAGGUCCGCGAAGCCAAAUGCGCCUCCGAGUGCUGAAGGCAAUCGGCAACUGCAACACCCUUGAGUAUCUGGAUGUAGCAUCUAUUUGUGGCGGACAUAUAUCGACGUUGACGGCUAGCGAGUGGGAUGUCGUUUUGAGUGGAUUCAGGUGUAGCAACGUACUACGAGUGAUAAGGAUUUCAGCCUUGAAGUGGAGUUCAGACGAGGAAGUGGAGAGGUUGUGUCUAGAGCUGGGGAGAAUUCUGAAUACGUCUACUGUAGCAGAAUUGGAAAUCUCCUUUUGCAGAUUGAGUGCAAGAUGUUUUUUGAAUCUCGCAUCAGAAAUGCGAGGAACGUCUGAAUCUAAACUCCAGCAGUUAGUUUUACAUAACGUGGCGUGGACGGACUCGAGUGCGUGGAAACAUGUCGCUGCCAUAAUCAACAGUGCUACUCGAUUGGAAACUCUGAGUUUAGGUAACUCAUAUUUCUAUAUGCCAAAGUGGGACAUGGACGAGGAGUUCGUUCGAACCAUCUCCGAAGCUAUAAAUCAGAGGUCGUCUUUGAAAAAAUUGACAUUAAGCGGCGGGAAGAGGAGUGGAGCAUCGGAUUUGUUGCGGAAGGUAUUUACCAAUGGCAACCGGUCGCAACAUGAUGAUGAUGGCAACCGGUCGAUUGAACAUCUUGAGAUGUGUGACAUGGCUGUACUCGGAAAUUGUGUUAGAGAUAUUUUCAUUUGCAAGGAGUUGAGAUUGAAGAAGGUUACGUUCGAAGCUAUCGAAAUGACUCGCGAGGAAUGGCGUGUGGUAGGAGAAUCCAUACGGGUCAAUACCACAGUAAAAACUAUUGAAAUGCUAAAUUUACGAUUCUGGGAAGAUCUAGAAGAUGUUGCGUGUGCUGCUAGCUCUGAUGACAAGGACCCCAUCAUGGAGGUUUCACUCCAGACCCUCUGGAGUCACAGACAUUGGGUUGAUGCGCUUGCACCACUCAACUUUGUAGGAAAGGUUCUGCGCGGGGAAAUCAAAUCUAUAAAAUCUUUGGAAUAUGUAGAGAUUAUGAAACGGUUUUCAGAUACAGAUAAUUUCCAAGAGAGACUGGAAAGUAUCUUCCCGAUGAAUCGAACAAGUGAUUCUUCAGUCCUGAAGAGUCUAUCAUUACCCGCACAAUCUUUAGAGAACUUCCAUGAGGAACAGAUGUUGUGGAAGCAACUGUUUUUGUUCUUGCGGGGGAACACAACUCUCACUCACUUGACUUUGGCUGAUUCUUGGGGACUAGAAUGGCCCCCCCAAGAACCGGCCAGCGAAGAGCUUUUCAGGGACCUGAUGAGCCUCCUGCAAGUAAACUUAUCUCUCCAGGAGAUAGAUGUCUCGAAAACCUCAUGGGCAGAGUACGGAAAGGCGGCGCAGAUUCAAGAGGCGCUACAGCAGAACAAGAAGCGGGCGGAAUACAUGUCCGUCUUCAGAGAAGCCAAAUUAGAAUUUGGACAUGCAAGAGCUGGUCGACUCUUCUUAUGCGGCUCUCCUAGAGCAGGCAAGACUCAACUACGUCGAACCUUCAUGAAAAUAGUGCAAAACAGAAGUUGGCUCUGGGACAAAUUGAAGUGGAGGACUAGGGGAAUCGAAGUGGAGUUCUUCAAAACCAAUGACGAAAGCCAAAUCUCAAUUUGGGACCUUGGGGGACAAGGAAUAUUUCGUACACUUCAAAAUGUGCUCUUCUCUCCAACCAGCAAUUUUUGUGUUUUUAUAUUUGUGUAUAGUCCCUUCCCUGAGAAAGAAGACUCUUGUUUAGAAGCAGAGUUGGAGGAAUGGUUAAGUUUCAUCUCAUCCAGCACUAGCGUCACGGGACAUAAUCGUCCACAAGUUCUUGUUGUGAUUUCACACAAGGAUAAAACCAAAUUCACGUCUUUGGAGUGGGCUUGUUCCAUAGUGAACAACCUCACCAAAAGAUUUGCAAAAUUUGUAGAUUUGCAUCCUAUUCAAGAGAUUUUCUAUGUGGAUGCUAGGAAGAAGGAGCAAGUUAUUUUUCUCAAAGAUCACAUUUUUGAGACCUUCAAGAAAAUGUUGAGUGAAAAAUCUCCACUGGUUCCUCAACUGUGUUCUGAACUCUCUUCCCGCUUGGUUACAAAAACCAAGGAGAAUAGAAGUUUUCCUCUUUGGUCAUCCAAAGAGUUUAAUGAGUUCUGCGCUCCAAGCUUGAAAAAAUUCAUUCCCAUUUCUUUACCUCACACUGAUGAUCAUUCAAGGAUAUUGAAAUCAAUCAUAUCCUAUUUGAAUGAUGUUGGAUCCAUUGUUUCUAUCCCAAACCUUGAUUACAUUGUUGUGGAUCCAAACUGGCUAACCAAUACAUUAUUGGGUGAGCUUGUAGCUCUGGGUCAAAAUUUUCAUGCUCGAAGAUCCAGAUCUUCUCGCAAAAGGAUUUCACGUUACUUAUACAAAAGCCCUGACGGAUUUGUGACUGAGAGUGUCUUUGCUAGGUUGAUAGAGGAGUUUCUGGGAAAACAACCACAUGGAGCGAGAGGUGUGGACAGAGAGUUGAUUGAAAACAUCCUUAUCAACUUAGAUUUGUGUUUCAAGCUCGAAGAUUCUUCCCAGUAUUUCAUUCCCUCCUUCAUACCUGAGCAUCCAAGCAAGGAAGAACAGAAACAUCAAGAAAGAGCGCACGUGAUGCCGAUGGCAUGGGAAACUUUGGAUGAGAACCCAAAGUUUGUCGGCAUCCGGGUUCAAUGCCAAGAUGCAAGAACAAUGUCACUGACCGCAGCUUUUUUUCCGUGCUUCCAGAUGUUCAUGAGACGCAAGUUGAUAUCGGAAAUGCAUGUUUCCAAGGAGACUGUGACAUGCUCUCGAAAUUAUCUACAACUUUUCCUUGAUGGGCACGAGAUCUACGUCGAACAAGAAACGUCUCACAAGUACUUGGAUGUUCGGAUGUUAUGCUCGAAGUAUAAAUCAAGGGAGGAGUCUCUGAAAUACCUGAUGAAGAAUGUCGUCCAGGAGUUGAUAUCAUUUUGCGCAUCACCCAAAGGUUGUCCCGGAGUGGCGUUGGUGCUAGGUGUGAUCCAAACAAUUUGCGUGGAGAAGCGGAUUCCGACUCAUCUUAGAGGGGCAAUUCUAAUCGAGGAUCUGAAAUCAGAUUUCAUUCAUAGCAUCGAAGAGAAACUUGAGGGUAUUCUGUUGGAUAUAUCGCACUUGGAGAAGGAAGAUGAGUUCUUCAACUAUGAACACCCUUGGCCCUUGAUUGAAGGGCACACAACACAACGUACAUUCGAAAGAGCUAGGGAGUUGCUGGGGGAGAGCAAUGUGGAAGCGGUUGUGGAAGCGGUUCGGAAUAUGAUCCGACAGAAGCGAAUGCAGCAAUUGGAGUCACUGGGGCAAGGUUUGGACUGCGUAAACAAUGAUUUGGUUCAUUCUCACGCUGAAGAUGAGAACAUGGAUAGCAAAUCAAAUUUUCCUGAUAUGAAAGACAACAAUCGACCUUCAUCCAGGUGCUCAAGUCGGGAGAGCACAAUUGUAGAAGACCGGUCAACCCAACUUAUUAUGUCCAAGAUAGACCAGGUAGAAGGAAACCUAGUUCAAAGGAUGGAUGAGGGGUUAAGAUCAGUGGUGAGCGGUGUGCGGCAAUUGGAAAAUAAGGUUGGACAGAUAAUCACUUUGCAACAAGAACUUCAGUCAACGUUGAAUGAUUUCAACUCUAAAGUGGAUAGUAUGAUUCAGUACUCAGAAUCGCUUAAGCAAGCGAGAACUCCCAAGCGACCUUACGUUACGAACGAUGUUGGCGUUUUAUAUAAGUUGAGUGCAGGAUUGCAUUUUGGGACAACCGUUCGCUUACACUUGAUGUGUGAGUCUAUUACAGAGCCUGAGUUUCACAUGGUCAAAGAUCAAGAAGGUUUGAAGAUACGCUUGGAUUGGGAGGAUUGCAAAUGGAUUCGGAAAACAGUUGAAAUUAUGUACAAAGUCAUAUAUUAUGCUGCAAAGGCUGGACUGGCUAAGACCAUCCAGUUGGGCCAAGCAAUUCCUGACUGGGCAGAUUUAACAUCAGAUAUUGUUAAACUAGUUAGUAUUAGCAAUGAAGAUCGUAGGGCCGUUCUAAAAGGUGGGGAAAAGGAGCUGCAAGAAGCAUGGUUGAGGAUUCAGCAAACUCUUGCGCCUCAUCUUCAAAAUCGCUAUUCCGAACUCUUCAAGUUGUAUCAGGUGAAAUACGAUAAAGCUGGGCAUGCAUGGGUGUGCGAGAAGUGCAUGAAAAAUGGCCUUCGUUCUGGAGUUUUGACUUAUUAGAAUUAUGAAGAGGUCAGAAUUCUAUUAUGCAAGUGACAAGCAUAUGUUUAGACCCUCAUGCAAUAUACAACUCUGCAAAACCUUCCUU